This is a messenger RNA of Mastomys coucha (southern multimammate mouse), 760 nucleotides long. Its product is annotated as C-type lectin domain family 4 member A-like. The record is from RefSeq and is a predicted model, not a curated record. The coding region runs from base 60 to 746 and encodes 228 amino acids. NCBI's taxonomy places the organism in Eukaryota, Metazoa, Chordata, Mammalia, Rodentia, Muridae. The transcript is spliced from 6 exons.
GCUAGAGGAGAUUCAAAGAAGGGAAGUAUUUGGAAGAACUGAAGUUUGAGCUUGUGGCUAUGAGCUGGAAGAUGUCUGUGGGAGGGACUCAAAUCAUCCCAUCUUCAGCAACUUAUAGCCUUAAGAAGGAACGAGGUUCUGUCUCUGACGGAGGCAGAUCUUUUCUUGAUAUGGCUUCAGAAAUCACUUACGCAGAAGUGAAGUUCAAGAAUGCACCCAACGCCUUGCCCACCGACUCAGAAUCUCCUGCAGCUCCUAGAAAGAAACCUGUCCAUCAUAUAAAUAAGCCUGGUUCCCUCUCACUGCUUUUUACAUCCCUGAUGGUACUUCUCUUGCUGCUGGCAAUCACUUUCUUAGUUGCAUUUAUCAUUUAUUUUCAAAAGUACUCUCAACUUCUUGAAGAAAAAAAAGGUGUAAAAGGUAUAAUUCACAAUGAAUUGAACUGCACAAAAAAUGGUUCGCUCAUGGAAGACAAAAUCUGGAACUGUUGCCCAAAGGAUUGGAAGCUAUUUGGUUCCCACUGCUACUUGGUUUCUAGAGGUACUUCAUCAGAAUCUUGGAACAAGAGUGAGGAGAACUGUUCCCAGAUGGGUGCUCAUCUGCUGGUGAUCCAUAGCCAGGAAGAGCAGGAUUUCAUCACUGGGAUCCUGACGAAUGAUGCUUCUUAUUAUAUAGGCUUGUGGGAUAUAGGUCAUCGACAAUGGCGAUGGGUGGAUCAGACACCAUACAAAGAGAGUGCCACGUGAGUCUAGACUUACAU